AUGGCAUCAACGGAGGAAUCAUGGAAAAACUGGUUGUGUGACUUGGAAGCAGAGGAUUACAGUUUAGUCGAUCAAUCCGACACAAACGUUGUUGCUGGAAGUUUCCCAUCUCAUCAUCAUGAAAUAGCCGCCACGCCACAAGAGGAGAACUUGCAAAGAUCUUUCUCUGCCGAUAGAUACUGCUCUUACGCCGAAAACUCCAGCACCAUGAGCAAUUCCUCAGGGGAUGAUGAUAACAACUUUGAGAGGCCUUCCAAGACUCUCAAGGUCGCCACUUCAAACUCUGCUAACACCGAGUACCUUCCACAAACAAAGGAAUCUUCUCUCUCCUCCUACGUUCUUUCGUUUAACAAUGUGAAUCCAGCACCAAUAAUGAACAUUGAUUCGAGCUUGAAGCCAAAAGGUAAAGUUGUGAAUCACGGUAAGUCUUUUCCCUCAAAGAAGGAACCUAGACGCAAUAUUCAGGAGGUCAAGAAGACUGGUUCGUUGGCUAGAUCUCCUCACCAAUCUCAAGAUCACAUAAUUGCUGAGAGAAGGAGAAGAGAAAAGAUUAGCCAGCAGUUCAUAGCACUUUCAGCCCUUAUUCCAGGCCUGAAAAAGAUGGACAAGGCCUCUGUGCUAGGGGACGCCAUAAAGCACGUGAAACAGCUUCAAGAACAGGUGAAGCUUCUUGAAGAGCAGACCAAAAGGAAAAGAGUAGAAUCAGUUGUGUAUGUUGAGAAAUCUUGGCUCUCUGCAGAUGAAGAUGUCUCAGACACCUCCUCAAAUUCUGGCGAUGGAAACUCCUAUGACCCUUCAAAAAUAAAUCGCUCGUUGCCAGAAGUUGAGGCAAGGGUGUCAGAGAAGAACGUGCUGAUUCGAAUCCACUGCGAGAAACAGAAGGGAUUGUUCAUGAACAUACUCAAAGAGAUAGAGAACCUUCGUCUAUCAGUCAUCAAUAGUAAUAUCUUGCUUUUCGGGACCUCCAUAGUGGACAUAACCAUCACAGCCGAGAUGGAUGAUGAAUUCAGUCUGAGCGUGAAGGAGCUGGCUAAAAACCUUCGAGUGGGACUAUUGCAAUUUAUGUAG
Gastrolobium bilobum is the source of this 1068-nucleotide messenger RNA. RefSeq names its product transcription factor bHLH18-like. The record is from RefSeq and is a predicted model, not a curated record. The transcript has 4 exons. NCBI's taxonomy places the organism in Eukaryota, Viridiplantae, Streptophyta, Magnoliopsida, Fabales, Fabaceae. Bases 1 to 1068 code for a protein of 355 amino acids. Gene Ontology annotation, molecular function: protein dimerization activity.